GGACAGGUGUGUUGUUUGCAGAGCAGCUCUGAUUGAAACCGUGUUCAGCUCACCAAUGGCCUGGCCCCGCACGGUCACAUGGUGCAGAGGACACACCUGAGAGAUCCACAGCAGCGCCACAAACAGGUGGAUGUGCGCGCAGAACGGCCCACGAGCCGCUGGUCCCCGGCAGCCAUGAACCGAGAAGAUCAGUAUUACUCCUCACAGCUGUUCAGAGACUCCUGCGCCUACCAGAGGCCGCAGGCGGAGGACUACAGCCCGCCUCCCUGCCUCUACAUGAGCAGGCACUCCGUGUGCACUCCUCCGGCCGUGCACGGAGCCUUGGAGCAGGCCGGCUUCGCAGACAUUUCUCCUGCCUAUAUGCGAGAAGAUCCGGCGGUUUCUCCGCUCCAUCACCUCCAGCAGGAGCAGCAGGUCCCACACGGAGCAGCGUUCGGAGGUGUGGGGGAGCACCCCCCAUUCCCCUGGAUGAAAACCACUAAAUCCCACUCACACACCUGGAAGAGCCAGUGGUCAGGGCCGUACGUGAUGGCAGACACGGAGGAGAACAAGCGCACGAGGACGGCCUACACGCGCGCCCAGCUGCUGGAGCUGGAGAAGGAGUUCCUGUUUAACCGCUACAUCUCGAGGCCGCGGCGCGUGGAGCUGGCACUGACCCUCAGCCUCACCGAGCGCCACAUCAAGAUCUGGUUCCAGAACCGGCGCAUGAAGUGGAAGAAGGAGGAGGACCGCAGGAGGGCGAGGGGAGCCGACCCCGACCAGGACUCCUCCAUCACCUCCGGGGAUCAGGGGGAGGUCAGCGGCGGGGUCUCCUCCAUUAACAGUACCGGGAACCACGCUACUCCUCCCGUUUCCCCGCUGCACGGACACUCCCUGUCCGCCUCCGGGGCCAGAGAGCCCGCCUAAAGACCCACGUGGACUAAAUCACCUUUUAUGACGUUUACUUAUAAAGACUACUUGACUCCUUUUGGACGUCAUCUCCUGUCAAUAAUCUGAAAAGGACUUCAGUGGUUUCGCAUUCUUCUGGUUUGUCAUAAAUGUUGACAAAAUGUAAAAGUCAUGUGACUAAAAGUCUGUGUCAGUGUUCAGACGGAUUCAAAAGUGGGA
Thalassophryne amazonica is the source of this 1107-nucleotide messenger RNA. RefSeq names its product pancreatic and duodenal homeobox 1 (gene pdx1). The record is from RefSeq and is a predicted model, not a curated record. The coding region runs from base 79 to 906 and encodes 275 amino acids. Gene Ontology annotation, cellular component: nucleus. Gene Ontology annotation, biological process: regulation of transcription by RNA polymerase II; type B pancreatic cell differentiation. Gene Ontology annotation, molecular function: RNA polymerase II cis-regulatory region sequence-specific DNA binding; DNA-binding transcription factor activity, RNA polymerase II-specific. The transcript is spliced from 2 exons. Lineage: Eukaryota; Metazoa; Chordata; Actinopteri; Batrachoidiformes; Batrachoididae.